Messenger RNA from Onthophagus taurus, 2500 nucleotides. RefSeq names its product putative ankyrin repeat protein RF_0381. NCBI's taxonomy places the organism in Eukaryota, Metazoa, Arthropoda, Insecta, Coleoptera, Scarabaeidae. Gene Ontology annotation, molecular function: protein binding. The record is from RefSeq and is a predicted model, not a curated record.
AUUAGAUUGGAUGUAUUUUAGCUAUAUCAAUUAUACAUUAUGUUUCAUUCCUUUUGUUCAUAUUUAAUUUACCUUCAUAAAUUGUUAAAGAUGAAUGAAAAGUGUGAUUGUGGUAACAUUCCGUUGGAAACACUCGCACGUUCUCAACAGAGUUGUACUACCACUCAAAAUAAAGCAAAUGAUGAAAAAAGUACAGGUUCUAAAAAACUUUCAAGGGGUAAUUCCGCUAUGAACAAUUACCAACAAAGACGCUUACAUCGUGCUGUUAUGGCCAAUGAUCUUAAAUUAAGUCGAUCGCUAAUUCAAAAUGGAACAGAUGUUAACGCUAGAAACUUUUGGUCAGAAACACCAUUACACAUCGUCUCUACCAAUGGAAACCUUGAACUGGGCAAAUUGUUAAUCGAAAAUGGAGCGGAUGUUAACGCAAAAACCAAUUAUGAAUACACCCCUUUGCUAAUUGCUUGUAUUAAUGAAAAUAUUUAUGUGGCUCGACUCUUACUGGAAAAUGAAGCAGAUGUUAAUGCUAAAGAUAAAGUUGGGCAAACAUCUUUACAUAUAGCCGCAAUGUAUGGAAAUAUCGAAUUGGGUAGCUUGUUAUUGGAAUAUAAAGCAGAUAUUAAAAUUAAGGAUAAUAAUAAAAUUAUACCUUUAGUUUUAGCCGCUACACAUAAAAAGUUAAAUUUUUGUCAGUUUCUAGCCAAAAAUGCUGUUAACACUAGGCCCAAAAAUAGACACUUACAAUUUUAUCCUAUUCGUGAAAAUAUUGUUGUGAGUCAACAGUUAAUCGAAAAUGAAACGAAUAUUUGUGCCAAGAACAACGACGAAUCAUCCUUACAAUUUACCACAAUAAACAAUAACCUUGAAUUUAGUCGUCCACUUUUUGACGACGAUUACGCUAAGAAUUAUUGGACAGAAACACCACUACACAUUGCAGCUAGCAAUGGAAAUAUUAAAUUAGUUCGACUACUAAUUGAAAAUGAGGCAGAUGUUAACGCUAAAACCAACUAUAAUUACACACCCUUAUUAUUUGCUGCUAUAAGUGGAAGUACUGUUGUAUUAAGAUUGCUACUGGAAAAUCGGGCGGACGUUAACGCUGAAGAUGAAUUCGGCCACACAUCUUUACACCUUGCCACUUUAUUCAAUAAUGUUAAAUGUUGUCAAAUACUAAUUGAAAGUGGAGCGGAUGUUAACGCUAGGACAUAUUCGUUAAAAACGCCUUUACACAUCGCCGCCACGCGAGGAAGUAUUGAAAUAGGACGAUUGCUACUGAAAAAUGGAGCUGAUAGUAGAGCCAAGGAUAAUAGAAAAAAAUCCCCUUUAAUUGUUGCCACUAAGUAUAAAAAUGUUCAAUUUUGCCGCUUGCUAAUCGAAAAUGCUUCAAAUAAUAAUACUAACUCGAACUGUUUAAGAAACUUAAACCUUACCCGUAUUGUCCAUCGAAACAUUAAUAAUGACCAACAGCUAAUUGAAAAUAAUCAAGCAAGACUUAAUCGUCAACAAACACCUUUUCACAUUUCAACUAUGCGUCGAAAUAUUGAGUUAGGUCGAUUAUUACUGAGAAAUGGAGGGAAUAUUAACGUUAUAACUAAUCAUAGAGAAACACUCUUACAUUUUGCGGCAAGUGAAGGAAACGUGGAAUUGGGACACCAGUUACUCAAAAAUGGAUCGAAUGUUAACGCUAACAAUAUCUACGAACAAACGCCUUUACAUAUUGCUGCUAUACGUGGUAAUAUUAAAUUUGGACGUUUGCUACUGGAAAAUGGUGCGGAUCUUACAGCUAAGGAUAAUAACAACAGAACACCUUUACUCGUUGCCAUUAAGCACAAAAAUAUAAAAUUUGUUUUAUUCCUAAUCAAAAAUGCUUUAAAUGUUUACACUAAGACUAACUCUGAAUAAACACUCUAACGAAAGGUAUAGAUUUUUAACUCAUCUUAAUAACAUUCGAUGCAUACUCAGUAUAACCAACAAUCGUGUUCUUUCGUAACUCAACGUUUCAUUCGUGAGUUAUGUGUUAUCAUUAUACCAUUCCCCACAUCUGUUAAGCUCUGUUUGAACUCGUACAUCCUGGACCUUGGUUUAUCUCAACGCCAUGUAAGUUUUUGAACUAAGUGCAUCGUUAAUGAUAUACUCUUAUCGUUUUGCCAUUUGUUGGCAUGUAUUUAUUUCUCCAAAUAAGAUCUUAUGAUAAUCUUUCCGAUUUAUUUGCAUAUGAUUUUGUUCAUUACAAUAUUGCAGAGAGCUGGACACAGGUUGCCUCAUUCAUUCAUAUGUACUGGACUCAGCGUUGCCAACCUAUGCCGACCAAAUGUCGGUAAAAUCAAUGGUAAAAAAUCGGUAGGUUUAAAUACAAAGGCAGAAAAUGUUGUUUGGUAAAAGUUAAUAAAUGAAUUUAUAUACAUAUACAGGUGACCCAUAUCUUCUGCAUUAGAACAUUAUACGGUUCCUGUGCGGUUAUUAUCGCUUCAGAAUAAUAUAUCCUGUAUAUAAGUUACGAGUUACA